Messenger RNA from Strigops habroptila (Kakapo), 1119 nucleotides. It is a transcript of the gene RBM8A, whose product is annotated as RNA binding motif protein 8A. Gene Ontology annotation, molecular function: mRNA binding. The transcript is spliced from 6 exons. Gene Ontology annotation, biological process: RNA splicing. The coding region runs from base 45 to 569 and encodes 174 amino acids. The record is from RefSeq and is a predicted model, not a curated record. Gene Ontology annotation, cellular component: cytoplasm; exon-exon junction complex; nucleus. Lineage: Eukaryota; Metazoa; Chordata; Aves; Psittaciformes; Psittacidae.
GCGUGCACCGCGGCGGCGGCGGCAGCGGCGGCGGGAGCGGCAAGAUGGCGGACGUGCUGGACCUGCAUGAGGCGGGGGGCGAGGACUUCGCCAUGGACGAGGAUGGCGACGAGAGCAUCCACAAGCUGAAGGAGAAGGCGAAGAAGCGGAAGGGCCGCGGCUUCGGCUCGGAGGAGGGCUCCCGGGCGCGGGUGCGGGAGGACUACGACAGCGUGGAGCAGGACGGGGACGAGCCGGGUCCGCAGCGCUCGGUGGAGGGCUGGAUCCUCUUCGUGACCGGGGUCCACGAGGAGGCCACGGAAGAAGACAUCCACGAUAAGUUUGCGGAGUACGGCGAGAUCAAGAACAUCCACCUCAACCUGGACAGGCGGACGGGCUACCUGAAGGGAUACACUCUGGUGGAGUAUGAGACCUACAAGGAGGCGCAAGCGGCCAUGGAGGGGCUGAACGGGCAGGAGCUGAUGGGGCAGCCCAUCAGCGUGGAUUGGUGCUUCGUGCGGGGGCCCCCCAAGGGCAAGAGGAGGGGCGGCCGCCGCCGGAGCCGGAGCCCGGACAGGAGGCGCCGGUGAUGGCUCCUCAUCCCCAUCCCAAACCCGCACCGGGAGCGCCGGGAGCAGGGUUUGUACCUUGGGAACAGGAGGAGCCGGAGGAGGUUUUGCUGGUUUCCAAGGGGCUGAGUCAGGGGGUGAAGCCUCCGUUGAGGUUCCUGAGGGGUUGUGCUUGUGCUGAGCCCCUCAGCCCGGUUCCAGCUCCAACCACGAUGUUCCUGAAGCAUCUUCUCCCACAAGGAGCCACCCUCGUGUCCCUCCUUACCCGCUGGGGGAGCUGGAACCAGGCCCCGGCUCCGGCCCUGCCCCAGCGCCGGCCCCACAAUAAACUCUUUGUGGUAAAAAGCCACUUUUCCCCCUUCCAAGAGCACCUGGAAGCUGCUUUCUGGGCUCCUUGGGUCACGGCGAGUUCUCCCCGUGCAGGUAAAGGGACACAUCGGAGUUAUCCAACGGGUUUGGCUUGGGAAGGACCUUGGGAUCCUCCAGUUCCAGCCCCCCAAAUUCAACCUAUUCUACUUUCCCCCAAAAAAAUGAGCCUUUUCAGUGUUUUUUAAAGCAGUUCCUCCCCAUC